UCUUGGUUUUUCUCUCUCUUUAUCUCACCGCUGCGAUCUGAAACAUGAAGAAGAUGAAAGGAAUUGUUGCUGCUGCUGCUGCUGUUGCUGUUAAGGAGUAUUUUCCUUAUGAUUUGUAUGAGGAUCAAAGGGCACGGUUCAGGUAUCCAAACCAUAUGGAAGAGUUUGAAGACUUGCACAAGGAAACGGAGUCAAUGAGAAAGAAAUUGCAGACGAAAGAGAAAAGAUCGACCCUGUCGGCUGAAGUCAGUAUGAUGUUGUUCCUACAUAACUUGUAUGAUUUACAUACUUUCAGAAUCACGGUUAUUGAUAAAGAGUUGAAAUUUUCUGUUGUUAGGUUUUUGAAACGGAGGCACAAGUUCUUGAUACAAUACCAAUCUUCGAACAGCCUGGAAGAAAGACAUUUUUUUGCAGCCACAGAACAAAGUAAAUAAAAAUAUGAAGGCAAAGAAACAACAGGAGGGGGCUUUGCUAAGCCGAGCUAUGGGUUUCGAUUUGAACCCGAAGAGAAAGACGAACAGUGUAAAGGGCACCAGUUCCACUCGGCCUUCCUUGUGUUUGACUUAAAGCAGAAGCAGCAGAAGAGUUUGGUGGAAAGGAGGAUCCUACUUUGCGAAGUAUUAUCAGUUCUCGACUUAAACCAAAAGGAAAGGCUUUACAGUGGAAAAGAUGCCACUUCCGAAGCAUGAAACCGACUUUGACUUGACCAGAUUUCGAGAGAGGAGGAAGAACUACAAGCUCAACUAAUUCAGUGAGAAUAGAGGAACUUAAGAAGAGUAAAUCAGAAUAGGAAGUGAGGAGCAGCACAAUGAUAUUAAAAUAUCAGCCUGCAGGAACACUGGAAAUGGGGCAAAUAGAACCGGGAAAGAAAAGAUCUCAUGGCAAGAUCAGGUGGCAUUGAGGGUUUAAGUCUCUUGCAAUAGAAGUGCUUACUGAGUAGUUUGAGGGACUGGAAAUAGUGAUUUAGCUUGCCUCCCUUUUUUUAAUUUUCUUAUGUGGUUAUUUUCUUCAUUUAUCUCGUGUAAAGAAAUAUAGUUGCA
Hibiscus syriacus is the source of this 1040-nucleotide messenger RNA. RefSeq lists its product as uncharacterized. Lineage: Eukaryota; Viridiplantae; Streptophyta; Magnoliopsida; Malvales; Malvaceae. The transcript has 3 exons. Bases 45 to 434 code for a protein of 129 amino acids. The record is from RefSeq and is a predicted model, not a curated record.